AUGCAGUCAAUUUUGAAACAAAAGACUGCACUUCGAUCUAUGUUUACAUCUGAAAAAUGGGUUAAUAGUGCUUAUUGCUCUAGGCCGGAAGCCAAAUUUGCAGAAAAUGUUGUUUUGGCUGAUAAAAGGUUUUGGAAAUCAAUACAUUAUUGCUUGAAAAUUGUGUCUCCUCUUGUGAAAGUUCUUAGACUUGUGGAUGGUGAUUCAAAACCUGCAAUGGGAUACAUUUAUGAGGCUAUGGAUAGAGCAAAGGAAGAAAUAGCAAAGAGUUUUAAUCAUGAGGAAAAGAGAUAUAAGGAUGUAUGGGAAAUCAUUGACAAGUUCCACUAUGACACAAAGUUCAACCCAGAUCGUGAGGUUAAAAUUGGCUUAUGGAAGACAUUGGAGAAGAUGUGUCCUGAUAUUGAAACAAGGAUCACAAUUGAUUCCCAAAUUGAGAAAUUUGACAGGGCUGAAGGACUCUUUGGAAAUAGUUUAGCAAUUGCAACUAGAGUUAGGAAGCAACCUGCUUUAUGGUGGAAUAGUUUUGGAGACGACUGCAAAGAGUUGCAAACAAUAGCUAUUCGUAUCCUAAGCCUCACUUGCAGUGCUACAGGGUGCGAGAGAAAUUGGAGUGUGUUUGAUCAAAUUCACUCAAAGAGAAGAAACCGUUUAGAGCAACAAAGGUUGAAUGCUCUUGUGUUUGUUAAAUACAACCUUCAACUUGAAAUUAGGCAAAAACAAAGGGAGGAAAAAGGAGACACAUAUGAUCCUAUCUGCUUAUCAGAUUUAGAUUCUGACGAGGAAUGGAUUACUGAGCAAGAGGAGCCUUGCCUAAUGGAUGAGGAAUCUUGGAUGGAUGUUCAUGAGUGCUUCAACGUUGAUGAAGGAGACCAAAGCAAAAAGAGAAAGAGAGGUCCUCGAAAUCUUCAAGAUGAUAGGAAUGAUAAAGGCAAAGGCAUCUUAAUACAAGAGGAUGUCGACAUGAAUGAUAACAGAAAAGGAUCUCAAAUUAUUGAACAAGAUAUGGGAGAUGAGUCAGAUGACUCUACUAAUGGAGAGGAUGAAGGACAAGAUAUGCCAAUACUAGAUCCUGAUAGUGAUAAUAGUGAUAAUAUUAGUCUUGAAAUUUAAUGAAUAUGAGAAAUAACUGGUUUUAGA
Molecule: messenger RNA, 1140 nt
Organism: Gastrolobium bilobum
Lineage: Eukaryota; Viridiplantae; Streptophyta; Magnoliopsida; Fabales; Fabaceae
Exons: 4
Coding region: 1-1113 (370 amino acids)
Molecular function (GO): protein dimerization activity
Source: RefSeq, a predicted model, not a curated record